CGCUCUGCACGGACCUUCUCUACGACGUCCGUUGCUCGUAAAGACCUUGUCCAGGACCUCUAUGUCAAGGAGCUAAAAGCUUACAAGCCCCCUGCUACAGCAAAAGACGCACAUGUUGGCGUUGUUAAGAAUUUUUCACUGCCCGCCGUUCCAAAACCCCCCACUCUUCCUGUCGAUCUCGCUGCCGAGCUGACCGCAUAUGACGCGACUGAGCCCACAAAAGCCGAGGCAGAGGUUACAAGUUCGAGUGUGCACGCAGGGGAGGAUGUGGGCAAGGGUGCGGAUGCAUUCCUCGGAUUCUUGGAGGCAGACGUGAAGCAGGCAGAGGUUCACCAUUGA
Molecule: messenger RNA, 339 nt
Organism: Suillus subaureus
Lineage: Eukaryota; Fungi; Basidiomycota; Agaricomycetes; Boletales; Suillaceae
Product: ATP synthase complex subunit H-domain-containing protein
Exons: 3
Biological process (GO): proton motive force-driven ATP synthesis
Source: RefSeq, a predicted model, not a curated record